Messenger RNA from Homalodisca vitripennis (glassy-winged sharpshooter), 1611 nucleotides. RefSeq lists its product as uncharacterized. The coding region runs from base 1 to 1611 and encodes 536 amino acids. The transcript has a single exon. The record is from RefSeq and is a predicted model, not a curated record. Lineage: Eukaryota; Metazoa; Arthropoda; Insecta; Hemiptera; Cicadellidae.
AUGGAGUCGCUCAUUAGGCCGCUAGUGGCGCUGGAAGAUUUGCACGGGGCCGACCUGCAUGGCACGCGGAUCAGUGUCCUCGCGUAUGCCGAUGACCUGGCAUUAGUCGCGAGGUCUGAAGCGUCGCUGAGGGCGCUGAUCGAGACAGUCGUCCCUGCUGCCAGGUGGGUCGGUCUUGAAUUUAAACCCGCCAGGUGUGCCACGCUUCACGUGGCCAGGCGGGCUGUAAGGCCAACUGAGUUUUUGAUGGACGGUACUCCUCUUAGGGUCCUUGGCGAGGGUGAGCCUUAUCAACACCUGGGGGUCCCCACCGGGAUGAGAGUGGAUCAGACUCCGGUGGCUACCAUCACGAGGCUCGAGGGUGAGGCCGCCUCUAUAUUCGGAAGUAUGCUUGCCCCCUGGCAGAAAUUGCAUGCCUUGCGCACCUUCCUGGUUCCGCAGUUGAUUUUCAACUUUAACACUGCUAGGAUCAGGAAGACGAGCCUGCGCGACCUUGAUAAAUCGAUCAAGUUGGGGUGCAAGAAAAUAAUGAACCUCCCGCAGCGUGCCAGUGCAGAGCUGUUCGCGCUCCCCCCCUCCUGGGGUGGAGCUGGCCUCCUGCCACUCUCAGACCUCGCGGACCUUUCGGCUGUGGCUCACGCCUUCCGCCUCUUGACGUCACCUGACCCUAAGAUCGCACACCUGUCGCUUGAGGGUCUCGCUGUCUCUGCUGGUCAGCGGACCGCGGCAAGAUUCGGUAUGGCGUUCCUCGUGUCAUACCUGAACGGGGAGAUUGGCGGUGACACGAAUGUGGCGACAACCUUUUCCUUGGCCCGGUCUGCACUUAACCGCCUCUCCAAGCGUCUCCCCGACCUUCGGUGGGGGUGGUGUGAGGAGAGGAGAUCUUUCCAAUUGUCCGUCCCUGGGGAGAGGUUGACCAUCACGGUGGACGGCGGCUCCCGGUCCAAGCUCUCCUCUGUCCUGCGUUCCUCCCUGCAAUUCCACUUCCGGUCCGUCCUUUCAAAUAAACCGGACCAGGGCAGGGCCAUUCGUGUCACCGCUGGUUGCCCCUCCUCCAACCACUUCCUUUACGAGGGACGCCAUACGCGGUUCGCUGACUGGCGGUUCAUCCACAGGGCGCGGUUAAAUGUACUCCCCCUCAACGGUUGCAGACGGUGGGGUGCCGGCGACCGCCGGUGUCGCCGGUGUGGCCGCCAUGAUGAGACCACGGCACAUGUGCUCUGCCACUGUUUGCCUACCAUGUCCGUGGUCUCUAAGCGGCAUGACGCGGUGCUAGACCAUCUAAUUGCUGCAAUCCGUCCGUCGCCGGGGGUGGAGGUCCGCCGGAAUCAGCGUGUCCCUCUGGACCGCCUGCUGGUCAACCGUGAGGUCCCGGAUGACUUAGUACGCCUCCGUCCGGACGUGGUGGUCAUCGAUGAUUGUCGUAAAACCAUUCGAAUUGUCGAUGUCACCAUGCCCUAUGAAGACGGUUGGCGGGCUAUAGUCGAGGCGAGAGAAAGGAAACACGCCGCUUACGCCCCGCUCGCCCGGUUCCUGCGCUCCGGCGGCUUCACGGUAACUGUGGAUGCCUUUGUCGUCGGUGCGUUGGGUGCUUGGGAUAGGGCUAACUGA